UGCGUGUGAGUGUGAGUGCAGUUCCGUGUCUCUUCCCCUUAGCCCGUGCUGCUUCCUCUUGUGCUGCUGCUACUGGUAUCCUUCCCUGUCAUUUCAUUUCUCCUUUUGUAUCUCAGAUCGCUCAUGUGCUCUGUGCUGCCCGUGUGUGUUCCUGCAGCUACAGUCCACCUGUGUAAUUAUGCUGCCUCUGUGUCUUUAAUUUCCCCCCCCCCCUUUAUGUCUGUCAGCCUCCCUGGUUUGUGUGUGUGUCAUGCUGUCUGGGAUCUCCAACCUGCAGCACUGCUAGGCUUGUUGAACUACAAGAUCCCAGCAUCCUUCCUUGUGGUGGGAUACAGUGAGCAAAAGCUGGAGGGCUGCUGGUUGGACAGCCUGUGUGUGUGUGAUGGGAAGGAGAUGACAGAAGCAGUGAAUGCAGUCAACACUUGGGCAUUUCUAGGGUUAAGUCCCCUGUGUGCAUUUGCAGAUCUUGUGGUGUAUGGCAUGGAUCUGGCCUGGAGGGGGAUGAUGGUUUUGCAUGAAUUACUGUAUGUUUUUUUCUAUUGCCAUGCUUUUUGGAAAUGCAUUUCCUCCUACAAUGAAUGAAAUCCUAUGCAGUGUUUGUAGAACUGUGUGUGACAUUAUCCUCUUUUAUCUAUUUCAUUGCUGAUUACUGACUUGCUGCGAAAGUGUUGUUUCAUUUAUGGGUUUUGUGUGUUUCCUACACAUGGGAAGGGGGGAGGUAUUUUUUUCAUUGUGGCACCUGCAGUGCUGGGAGAGCCUGGAAGUCUUUAUUAGCCUUCUUAGCAAUGAAUGAGUGAACUACAUCUUUCUUUUGUGCUGCACAACUCCAUUCAGCACUUGCACUCCUAGGACAUUAUUAGCAGACUGGGAUUCGGUGGGGGAGGGCUAGAGAUUUCUUGCAAGUUGUACAGGUGCACGUUUCAUUUUUCUGGAUCCCUCUCAAACCCUUUGUACUUAGUGAUGAUGGGGAUGCGGCUGAAAAGCAAUCUAGAUGAAGUUACAGCAACAGGAACAUGCCAAGACCAUGCAAUCGAGACUCACAGAAGCUGGAUGCAGCAUGGAGGUGACAUGUUCUUUUUGAGGAAAGGGUUGGAAAGAUGUGAAGUGGGGAAAACUACAAUGCAGACGGCCGAAACAGUGUCGGACACGGGAUCGACAGUGACUUUGCAGACAUCUGUGGCAGGUCAAGCAGCGGUUCCUACACAGGUGGUACAGCAGGUUCCAGUACAGCAACAGGUUCAGCAGGUACAGACUGUCCAGCAGGUGCAGCAUGUUUACCCAGCACAAGUACAAUAUGUUUCUGAAGGAAGUGACACAGUCUACACAAACGGAGCAAUCCGGACAACAACAUAUCCUUACACAGAAACUCAGAUGUAUAGCCAAAAUACUGGUGGGAAUUACUUUGAUACCCAGGGGGGAUCAGCACAGGUGACAACAGUGGUCUCAACCCACAGCAUGGUGGGGACUGGAGGAAUUCAAAUGGGUGUUACUGGAGGACAAAUCAUUAGUAGCACUGGUGGAACUUACCUGAUUGGCAAUGCAAUGGAAAACUCAGGCCAUUCUGUGAGUCACACAACUCGAGCCUCUCCAGCAACAAUUGAAAUGGCGAUCGAGACACUGCAAAAGUCUGACGGGCUGUCGAGUCACAGAAGCUCUCUUCUCAACAGCCAUCUCCAAUGGCUAUUGGAUAACUAUGAGACGGCAGAAGGAGUGAGUCUCCCUAGAAGCACUCUAUACAAUCAUUACCUAAGACAUUGUCAAGAGCACAAACUGGAUCCGGUCAAUGCUGCAUCUUUUGGAAAACUCAUACGGUCAAUAUUCAUGGGACUGCGUACUCGAAGACUAGGGACCAGGGGCAACUCCAAAUACCAUUACUAUGGGAUUCGUGUCAAGCCAGAUUCCCCUCUUAAUAGGCUACAAGAGGACAUGCAAUACAUGGCUAUGAGACAACAACCCAUGCAGCAGAAACAAAGGUACAAGCCUAUGCAGAAAGUGGAUGGAGUAGGAGAUGGAUUUGCAGGCAGUGGGCAGUCUGGUGCCUCUGUUGAGCAAACUGUGAUUGCCCAAAGCCAACACCAUCAACAAUUUUUAGAUGCGUCUCGAGCUCUUCCAGAGUUUGCAGAAGUUGAAAUAUCUUCUCUGCCAGAUGGUACAACCUUUGAAGAUAUCAAGUCAUUGCAGAGUCUUUAUCGAGAGCACUGCGAGGCGAUAUUAGAUGUUGUUGUAAAUCUACAGUUUAGCCUGAUUGAGAAGUUGUGGCAGACUUUCUGGCGUUACUCUCCUUCAUCUCCAGCCGAUGGUUCCACCAUUACAGAAACAGGAAACCUGAGUGAAAUAGAAAGCAGGUUGCCCAAGUCAAAGCUGAUUUCGCUCUGCAAAAAUGAGUCUAUUGUGAAGUGGAUGUGCAACUGUGACCAUAUGAUGCACCAAGCCUUGGUGGAUAUUCUCAUUCCCGAUGUCCUAAGACCAAUUCCUAGUGCCUUGACCCAAGCCGUUCGCAAUUUUGCAAAGAGCCUUGAAGGUUGGCUCUCUAGUGCCAUGAGUAAUAUUCCACAAAGAAUGAUACAAACCAAGAUUGCUGCUGUAAGUGCCUUUGCCCAAACUUUGCGCAGAUACACAUCCCUUAAUCACUUGGCUCAAGCAGCUCGUGCUGUGCUGCAGAACACCUCUCAGAUCAACCAGAUGCUGAAUGACCUCAACCGUGUGGACUUCGCCAACGUCCAGGAGCAGGCUUCCUGGGUGUGUCAGUGUGAUGACAGUAUGGUACAGAGACUAGAAACAGAUUUUAAGAUGACUCUCCAGCAGCAAAGCACUCUGGAACAGUGGGCUGCCUGGUUAGACAAUGUGGUGACACAAGCUUUGAAACCAUAUGAAGGACGACCCAGCUUUCCUAAAGCAGCCCGACAAUUUCUUCUCAAGUGGUCAUUUUACAGUUCUAUGGUUAUUCGAGACUUAACCUUGCGCAGUGCUGCCAGCUUUGGUUCUUUCCACCUGAUCCGCCUUCUCUACGAUGAAUACAUGUUUUAUUUAGUUGAGCACAGAGUUGCCCAGGCAACUGGAGAAUCACCAAUUGCAGUCAUGGGAGAGUUUGGAGAUUUAAAUGAUGCAUCACCAGGAAAUAUGGAAAAAGUUUCAUGGUUAUUUGUUUGUGCAGAUGAAGGCAGCGAUGUGGAGAGUGAUAUAGAUGAAGAUCUUGAUGAUUCUGGAGAGCCCCCAGCCAAGAGGGAAAAGACUGAGCUAAGCCAAGCGUUCCAGGUGGGCUGCAUGCAGCCAUCGCUGGAGGGGAGUGUUCAGCAAAGCCUGGUCUUAAAUCAGCUGCACAGUGAGCACAUUGUUACCAGCACUCAGACCAUCAGGCAGUGCAGUGCCACUGGCAAUACCUACACUGCAGUCUAGCGGAUACAAAAGCUUGCAGAAGUGAGAUGUAUAAAUAUUUGUAUGUCAGCUUAAAUGAGUGGCGUCAGAACAGUUUAUGACUGAAAUGUGACUCUUUCUGGCCUUUCUGAAACACCUUUUUUUAUCUUUACUCCAAGCAUUGGCCCAUCCGACCCUUGCAUUGUACAAUAGAUUUUCCAGGCAGCUCAUUGUUUUUAAGAUAUAUGUUUUAAGAUAUAUAUAUAUAUAUAUAUAUAUAUAUAUAUAUAUAUAUAUAUAUAUAUAUAUUGCUUCUCUAUCUGAAAACCUUUCUUUCGUUUUAAAACUAAAGUUUGCAUUUCUAUUUUAUUGUUAGCUCAGUAGUAGGUUAUUUAGUUGCACUUCUGUAAACGUAAAUCAUCUUCAUUUACACUGGAAAUAUAUAAUGUGACAACCGAGGGAUGAAACAAGGGGAACCCAAAAAAAUGUGCAAGAAAAUACUGGUGUAAUUUGUUUAUAUGUGAGAGGGUAUAUGUUUUUGGUUGUUGUAAUAUAAUACAUAGGAGUAUAUAUGCAUUCUCUCCUAUGUUCUAUAAGUCAGUAUCAUGAAUUACGUAACUAAAUGCAGCAAGCUAAAUUAGUGCGUUGUAAUGCAAGUGAAAAAAAGUAUAAUUUGUGUCUAUUGGUCAGCAACGCAAGCAAUUUCCGUUAAUUGUGUUCAUUCAUUUUUGGCUUGAUAUGUGUAAACUCUAUGGGGGUUCGCUAAGAGACUGUAUAAGUGGGUCAGAAAAAAAAUUAACAGCGCAGUGUACAUAGGCCCCAGAACGUGUUAAAUAUCUCUUAAGUGUUCCCCUGCUUCUCCGUUGGAAAACUACUGAUCCAGUGAUUGGCGCACUUGCACAGAUGUUAUAUGCUGUUAAGUAAAGCCCAUAUUAAAUGGGUAAAGAGUCCUUAAAAGGUAAAAGUCAUUAAAAAUUUAAUAAUUUAGGGAAAAGUAAAUUAUGACCUUUGAUAAAAACUAAAUUGUUUACCCUUUUCUCCCUGGGUGUGGAUUAGAGUGUCAUAACAGCAUGACUUGAUUGCAUGCGUCAAAUAUGGGAGUCAUGAUAUGUGGCAUGCAGAUGUCUGUGAUAAGUCUUCUGAAGGAGAAAGAAAGUCAGGGAGAUAGGGUUAAAGGAAUUGUUCAGUGUAAAAAUAAAA
This is a messenger RNA of Xenopus laevis (African clawed frog), 4554 nucleotides long. RefSeq names its product regulatory factor X3 L homeolog (gene rfx3.L). Gene Ontology annotation, biological process: regulation of transcription by RNA polymerase II; DNA-templated transcription; regulation of DNA-templated transcription. The record is from RefSeq and is a predicted model, not a curated record. The transcript is spliced from 18 exons. Gene Ontology annotation, molecular function: DNA-binding transcription factor activity; RNA polymerase II cis-regulatory region sequence-specific DNA binding; DNA-binding transcription factor activity, RNA polymerase II-specific. The coding region runs from base 961 to 3396 and encodes 811 amino acids. Gene Ontology annotation, cellular component: nucleus. NCBI's taxonomy places the organism in Eukaryota, Metazoa, Chordata, Amphibia, Anura, Pipidae.